Messenger RNA from Podospora pseudocomata, 1806 nucleotides. RefSeq lists its product as uncharacterized. The coding region runs from base 523 to 1806 and encodes 427 amino acids. The transcript is spliced from 2 exons. The record is from RefSeq and is a predicted model, not a curated record. Gene Ontology annotation, biological process: DNA-templated transcription; regulation of DNA-templated transcription. NCBI's taxonomy places the organism in Eukaryota, Fungi, Ascomycota, Sordariomycetes, Sordariales, Podosporaceae. Gene Ontology annotation, molecular function: zinc ion binding; DNA-binding transcription factor activity, RNA polymerase II-specific; DNA binding.
AGGACCCCUCCAAGCCGAAUCCUUGUCUCUUGGUUCCAAGACUACCUUAGUCCUGCUACCUGUUGAAGGACGAGUCGAUAACGGCACCCCUACCUACCUAAGACUCCACAACCUUCCCAAAACGCUCGCAAAUCCCCAACCUGGACUCGAGUCUUUCCCGUGUGCCGCUCUCUCUGCCCCAUACAUUAGAAACUACGACCUACUCCAGAUGCCCAGCUUCUGCCAACAUGGCUAAAUACCGCUCCGUUCUAGCACAGCAUGACCAGUCUGGACUCUCUUCUUGUGCGCCCUCCAGCCAACCGACACCUGACUGAGCCUGCCCCCCUUCCGGACCACUCCCCGUACCGGUACCCAAGGUAUCCGUCUGAUAUCUUGCGUGCCUUGAAGCCCAAAAAAGUGACAGACCCUCGCCACCCCAUCGCGCAGCUAACCCAAGCGACGGAAAGGCCCGACAGCCAGGCCAUCCGCGUUCACGCAUCCUUCUCAUGACAGGUCCCGUCGUCCUCUUCAAGCCUCGACAAUAUGGACAAGCCACCGCCGCGACCUCUCCUUCCAGCGCCCCCACCGUCCGAAUCACGCGCCGGCUUGAAGACGCCACCCACCGGUACCCCUCUGCCACCGAGACGAUCGGCCUCCAUAGCCGCCUGCGAGCUUUGCCGGGAGAAGAAAGCAAAGUGCGACAGCCGACGGCCGACCUGUGGACGGUGCUUAAGCAACGGCGUCCAGUGCACCUAUACCACCAAGGUCAAUGAGACGCUGACCCAGGCCGAUAAAAGAGAGAAGGCGCGAUACAAGAAAGAGCGGGAUGACCUGUUACAUCUUCUGACCUCGAUCCGUGACAAGCCCCAACGCGAAGCCGAAAACAUCUUUGCCCGCCUUCGCGUUUUCAACGACCCAUUCGAGGUGUGUCAGUCUUUGAGGGAUGCCGAGCUGCUGCCUUUUGUUUCUUCUAGCCCGGCCAAGCUCCCCUCUCCGUCCGACGCGAAUGAAAUCAUCGACAUACACGUCCCAGCUCGACCGUGGACAACGCUGGUCAACGAUGCUGUUGUUUCGAGGCUGAUGUCGCGCUUCUUCUCGCCUAGCUCCCAGCUAUUCCCGGCUAUUGACAGAGAUGUCUUCGUCUCCGACAUGCAAGCCAAGAAUCUGACAACGUCCAAGUUGUGUUCACCUCUUCUUGCCAAUGCCGUCUGCGCCAUGCCUUGUUUUGAGUUGACCUCGAGCACCGGUCUUGUCGAGCUCUUCCUGAGCCAAGCGAAAUCCAUCCUCGAGCGAGAACAUGGCCGACCCUCUCUGCCUACGGUUCUCGCUUUAUACCUUUUAUACCUGAUAUCAGCCUUGCUGGGCAGGGACCGUGCCGGCUUGCACUUUCGGCGGACGAGCCUUGACAUGUUGGAAUACCUGGAUUUGGAGUCAAGAAUAAAGUAUUUGCGCGACGAUGUUCCAGAUCAGGCUCUCGAACGACGUGUGUUGUCGAAAGCUCUAUGGGGGAUUUUCGUGGCGGAGAGACUUUUCGAAUUGGACACCCCCAUCCAGACAUCACUUUGUGCUGACAAUGCUCGCAAUGCAGCGAUGGCGGAUGCCGACGGCGACGUCAAUGGAAGAUUGACGGACGCCUUGUGCAGCCUCGCCGAAAUCCAAUAUACCAUUGCCAUGCAUGAGGCUGAACAAAACACUGGUGUGGGUAGUGGGGAGGAUAUUAGGAUACGGCAAUCCAUCCUUUUGCGGUGGAGGGUGCUGUGUGAUUUGUUUUCAAAUCAGCUUCAGGCAGAGACCAACUCGUCGUUGUCGAGCUGCUACGUCAGGUGA